Molecule: messenger RNA, 483 nt
Organism: Lachancea nothofagi CBS 11611
Lineage: Eukaryota; Fungi; Ascomycota; Saccharomycetes; Saccharomycetales; Saccharomycetaceae
Source: the annotation of a GenBank genome assembly
AUGUCAUCAAGGUUAGUCAAGGAAUACAAACUGAUUUUCAAAACCUUGAGCCAAGAUCCUACGUAUUCGCAUAUUUUAUCGCUUAGUCCCAGCUCAGACGAGAACCUACGCCAAUGGGAAUCGGUAAUUAGUGGACCGCCCGAAACCGCCUAUUAUGGGCACAAUUUUAUUCUUUUAUUUGAAGUGCCAUCCAAUUAUCCAUUGGAACCACCUAAAGUCCAAUUCCAGGCCAACGCAGUACCCCACUGCAACGUGGAUUAUGAUUCUGGCCGAAUUUGUUUGAAUAUACUGGAGGAUGCACACUGGACCCCGGCUUGGGAUUUAUUACACUGCGUGCAUGCAAUUUGGCUUCUGCUCGCCAACCCAGAGCCAGAUUCGCCACUGGACGUUGACUUGGCGUGUUUGAUUCGCGCAAAGGAUUUUUCAGCUCACAAUACGCUCGUGGCUUACUACCUGAACGGCGGAUCACGAGGCUCUAAAUAG